UGCAAUCUGUUUAGCGCGGGGGCCGGAAACGGAAACCGACGUCUAAGCAGAAGCCAAUGGCGGUCACCUUUCUCUCUCCGGUAACAAACAAGGAAGAACCUCUUCUCUCUAUCUCACUCACUCACUCACUCACUCACUGCAACAGCCUUCGGACUCUCUGGAAAUCGUAACAAUGGAUAUUGUAAUCGAAUCUCCCAAAAGUAGCCCGUUACUUUGGGUGUAGGGUUUCCAAAUACCAAAUCAAUACAUGUUUAGAUCAUCGUCGCAAUGAUUUAUUCAUGGCUCGCUCGCUCCUCUCGCUCUGCAUUUCGUACGAAUGUUAUUUCUGGCAAUCGCUGUGUGAGGAGAGUCGCUUCCGAAGAAUUGUUCUCUCCAAAUGCUUGCACUGAUUGGGGAUUAGGGCUCGUGAGGGGUUAUUUGACUUUGAUUGGAGCUGGGACCGGGAAACUGCCUAUUCCUAAGGCUUGCUUGUCGGAAUUUAAUCCCAUUUUUGCAAAACCUGGGCAUAGGCGGCUUUUCUGUAGUCAAGCUCCAAAGAAAAGAAACUAUGAGAAUUAUUACCCAAAAAACAAGAAAGAAACACCGAGAGAGAACAACCAGAGGUCACAAUCUAAAGAGGAAUCAAGCACUGGUGAUCACAAGAACUUUCAGGAAAACUUCAUGAAACAGUACCAAAGUAUAGUCACGCUUUUGUUUUUUAUUGCUUUUGUGCUCUCAUCAAUUUUUGGAAAUCCUCAUGAGCACAAGCAGAUUAGUUUUCAAGAGUUCAAAAAUAAGCUCCUUGAACCUGGUCUUGUGGAUCACAUUGUUGUUGCAAAUAAGUCUGUUGCAAAAGUCUAUGUGAAGGGCUCCCCAUCUGUUACUGAUCAAACCAAUGAUCAGGUUGUCCAAGUUCCUACAGAUGGUGUGAGCCAAUACAAGUUCUAUUUCAAUAUUGGAAGUGUUGACUCUUUUGAGGAAAAGCUGGAGGAAGCCCAAGAAGCCCUGGGAAUAGACCCUCAUAAUUAUGUUCCUGUAACAUAUGUAUCGCAGAUGAAUUGGUUCCAUGAACUGCUGAGGUUUGCCCCGUCAGCCUUGAUUUUAGUGUCCUCACUAUUCAUAAGACGAAUAAUGCAGGGUAGACCAGGUGUUGGUGGCUCGGGUGGCAAGGGUGCCUGGGGAAUUUUCAACAUGGGAAAAGCAAAUUUUACAAAGAUGGAUAAGAAUUCAAAAAACAAGGUAUAUUUUAAAGAUGUGGCUGGUUGUGAUGAGGCAAAGCAAGAAAUCAUGGAAUUUGUUCACUUCCUCAAGAACCCAAAGAAAUAUGAGGAGCUGGGAGCCAAAAUUCCAAAAGGUGCUCUUCUUGUAGGCCCUCCAGGGACAGGGAAAACACUUCUAGCUAAAGCCACUGCUGGUGAAUCUGGUGUGCCUUUUCUGUCCAUUGCUGGGUCUGAUUUUUUGGAAAUGUUCAUCGGAGUUGGACCAUCAAGGGUCAGGAGCUUGUUUCAAGAAGCAAGGCAAUGUGCUCCUAGCAUAGUUUUCAUUGAUGAGAUAGAUGCGAUUGGUCGAGCAAGAGGGCGUGGGGGAUUUUCACAGGGUAAUAAUGAGCGUGAAAAUACUCUAAAUCAACUGCUUGUGGAAAUGGAUGGUUUUGGAACCACCUCUGGAGUGGUUGUACUAGCUGGCACAAAUAGACCUGAUAUUUUAGAUAAAGCCUUACUGAGACCAGGUCGGUUUGAUCGUCAAAUUACUAUCGAUAAACCUGAUAUAAAAGGUCGUGACCAGAUAUUUCUGAUCUAUCUAAAUAAGUUAAAACUUAAUCAAGAGCCGUCAUAUUACUCUGAGAGACUUGCUGCUCUGACUCCUGGAUUCUCUGGAGCUGACAUUGCAAAUGUUUGUAAUGAAGCUGCUUUAAUUGCUGCAAGGAAUGAGAGUACAGAGAUUAACAUGGAACAUUUUGAGGCUGCUAUAGACCGGGUCAUUGGUGGUUUGGAAAAGAAGAACAGGGUGAUAAGCAAGCUGGAAAGGCGGACUGUUGCUUAUCAUGAAUCCGGUCAUGCUGUUGCUGGUUGGUUCCUGGAAUAUGCAGAGCCAUUACUCAAAGUGACAAUUGUUCCUCGCGGUACAGCAGCUCUUGGGUUUGCUCAGUAUGUUCCUAAUGAAAACCUCUUGAUGACCAAAGAGCAGCUCUUUGAUAUGACAUGCAUGACCCUUGGGGGUCGAGCAGCUGAGCAGGUGUUAUUGGGAAAGAUUUCAACAGGAGCCCAAAAUGACUUGGAGAAAGUGACCAAGAUGACCUAUGCCCAAGUGGCCGUCUAUGGCUUCAGUGACAAGGUGGGUCUUCUUUCCUUUCCCCAAAGGGAUGAUGCAUUUGAGAUGACCAAGCCCUACAGCAGCAAGACUGCUGCAAUCAUUGACAAUGAAGUAAGAGAAUGGCUGGGAAAGGCAUAUGAUCGCACUGUACAGCUGAUAGAGGAACACAAGGAACAUGUUGCUCAAAUUGCAGAGCUUUUGCUUGAGAAGGAGAUUCUACAUCAGGAUGACUUGAUUCGGGUGCUGGGGGAACGCCCAUAUAAGAGCAGCGAGCCUACAAAUUAUGACAGGUUCAAACAAGGGUUUCAAGUAGUGAAACGAGAUGAUAAAGAAACAAAACAGACUCAGGUUGGAACCAUAGAGAAUGAUGGGUCGCCACCUGUGGAACCUGAGGUGGUGCCAGCAUAGUGAAUAAAAACAUUUAAAUUAUUAUUGUAAAUUAAGUACAUUUUUAAGUGUUUUUGUUCUGCCUGCUCCCUCUAUUUGGGGCUUAUGCUAAAUUGUAGAAACCAACUUUUAUCUGCAACUAAUGGUAAAUGCAAUUUCUUCUGCUA
Messenger RNA from Diospyros lotus (date-plum), 2846 nucleotides. RefSeq names its product ATP-dependent zinc metalloprotease FTSH 8, mitochondrial-like. Gene Ontology annotation, biological process: protein-containing complex assembly; mitochondrial protein processing. The coding region runs from base 268 to 2700 and encodes 810 amino acids. Gene Ontology annotation, cellular component: m-AAA complex; chloroplast thylakoid membrane. NCBI's taxonomy places the organism in Eukaryota, Viridiplantae, Streptophyta, Magnoliopsida, Ericales, Ebenaceae. The transcript has 8 exons. The record is from RefSeq and is a predicted model, not a curated record. Gene Ontology annotation, molecular function: ATP-dependent peptidase activity; zinc ion binding; metalloendopeptidase activity.